AUCCCGGCGCGAUAGUACGUCGGUCGGCAGUGACGAUUGUUUACACGAUGGCGUCCGGCGGUGAAAACGCGACCGAGGAACGGACGGAAGCGUCAACGCCGGCUCAACCCGUCGCCAAUGCCGUAUCCGAGACAACCCACAAAGUGAUAGGGAUGGAUAAGGAUGGCGAGUUGUCUGGUGUACCAGCAAAGAAGCCUCGUGUCGAAGUACAAUCCCUUCCAACCAGACAGUAUUUAGAUCAGACGGUGGUGCCGAUAUUGCUCCAAGCGUUGUCCUGCCUGGCCAAAGAGAGGCCCACCGAUCCCAUAAGCUUCCUCGCCGGUUAUUUAUUGAGAAACAAGAGUCAGUACGACAGUGGCGGCUCGCCGCCUACUAGUCAAUGAAUGCUUCCUCGUCUGCGCGCGCCUCCCUCCGUUAUGUGGAAAUCCAUGAACAUUUUUCCGUAAGAAAUCUCCCUUUCUCAAUUCUUUUAUCAUAUAUUUACGAUAAACACGUGUACUUUUGUAUUUUCGUAUGAAAUAAAAAUGUGUUAGCUUUUUACCAUAGGGACGAUAGUGAUCUCUUAGCGAGAUAAUGCGAUGUUGUUUUGAGAAAUGUAAUGUUUAUUAGUAAUGAAUUAAAUUCAACUUUAAAUAUUGAAA
Messenger RNA from Wasmannia auropunctata (little fire ant), 641 nucleotides. RefSeq names its product protein dpy-30 homolog. NCBI's taxonomy places the organism in Eukaryota, Metazoa, Arthropoda, Insecta, Hymenoptera, Formicidae. The transcript has 3 exons. The record is from RefSeq and is a predicted model, not a curated record. The coding region runs from base 48 to 383 and encodes 111 amino acids. Gene Ontology annotation, cellular component: Set1C/COMPASS complex.